This is a messenger RNA of Fusarium pseudograminearum CS3096, 1155 nucleotides long. RefSeq lists its product as uncharacterized. Lineage: Eukaryota; Fungi; Ascomycota; Sordariomycetes; Hypocreales; Nectriaceae. The coding region runs from base 1 to 1155 and encodes 384 amino acids. The transcript is spliced from 3 exons. The record is from RefSeq and is a predicted model, not a curated record.
AUGUCUCCCUACUUCACAUCACCCGCUGGGUCACCCUCCAGACGACCCGCCCAGUCAUCUCGUACUUCACCCAGCAAGUCACCCAGCAAGGAGCAACGCGAAGCGUGCCCCUACGAGUUAGGAAUGCCGGACACUGAGUGGGCUCCCAGCACCCCUGCCAUUUCUACCCGUCAGCUCUCCAAUGAUGCAGAUUCCAGAAUCAACUACGUCUUUGAACUCUUCAAAGCAGGAAAUCUUGAAACAGCUCAAAUCAUGGCCGAAGAUCUCUUGCUCCAUCAAUCUGACCUCACAGUGUACCACCGCGCUCCUCUCCACUCAAUGCUUGGCUUGUACCCCUUCGGUGUCAAUCAUGCAGAAAAGGCAUCUCAGAUUUAUCAAGAAUUGUCCCUGGUCCGACCUGAGUUCAGAGAGGCAUACCAAAAUGCCCGGGUAGCGCUUGCCACCGCAACCAAGGUCGAAGCCCUAUGGGAAGCUCAUGAGAUGAAGAUGCUGAAGCGUAAGACUCAUACCAGAGAGCAGAUUCGUCACGAUCGUUAUCAGUUGUUUUACUACAGUGCCUUUGAGCAUACCCGCAAGGAUAAAAUCAAGGAGUUCCUCGAAGCUACCGAUCCUGCCGGUCCCGUCGAUCCCGUCGAUCCUGUCUCACAGCUAGCUACCGCACAGCUAGCUACCGCACAGCUAGCUACCGCGCCAGCUGCCGAUCCUGUCUCACAGGUAUUGCCCGAUCAUAUAUGGCCGGCAUUGCUCGAUCCUGCCUCACAGCCAUCGUCCGAACCUGCAUCUCCGCCUAAUAUCACCCGCGAUUCUGCUGAAUCUAAAGAAAAGUCUGAUGGUAAAUCCGAAAUCACGGAAAAGAAAACGGCCGGGUCAUCCAAAAGCCGUCCUGUGGUAUCAGAGAAGAACAACCCUUACAGCUAUGGGGUUUUCGACGAGAUGAAUAACCAAACAAAUGGCCAAACAAAUGACCAUGCUACAAAGGACCUCCAUGAUAGGGUCGUGGAUCAUCUGAUCAAGCGGACUUCAUCAAAUCUGUCCCUGGGCAACAUGACGGGAAGCCCAGUAUACGGUUUAAAAUCAUCCGAGGUUUACGUGAGGAACAUACUGCCGCGCAAGUCCAUUUCGAAAAACAGUCCACCAAACAACGGCGCAGUCUAG